AUGAAUUCGAUUCUCAAUGAAAACAAUACACUUGUGGCCACUCGGGAAGGUCUUGAGUUCGAUUCUCACUGGGAGCAAUACACACGUUGGUCUUCACCCAACUUAACAUGUCGCCUAUCUGCCGGGAUAGCUAGACAGGUCCAUUCCAUCGCACGUGUUCACUAUCAAUAUUCAACCAUGAGGGUUUUAGAGGUGUUUGGCGUUUUAGGGUUUUUAUUUAAUAUAACGAGGAUUUGGUGGGGUUAUCACUUAUCAUAUGAUUUGCGACAGGACUAUAUAAUUCUUCUUCUGCCUCUCGGUGUCGGCCCACACACACAUUCUCUCUCUGUCGCUUGUCUCCGCGUAGAAUCCCAAACCCACCAACCAACAAAUCGCUCACCAGAACCCCCACAGCAAACACACCAAGGUUUUUUUGAUGGUUCGAAUGUAGGAGGUAGCUGUUGUCCUGCUCUCUCGGGUGCUCCAGAAUAUGCAAGUUGUGGGAGACUGAAUGAAAUAAGUAAAAAGGGAGUGUGUUGGUCAGAGCUAAAACGCACUGACAUGGCGCAGUGGGGUGCCUGCCGGCGACUCAGAGUGGUUUGCGAGGAUGCUGAAAAUGAUACUCAACUCUCAUCCACCGUAGUUAAGGAAGAAUGUGCAAAAGAUGAUGAAAGUGUGCCGGCUGGGUCUGCUGCGACACCUGAGACACGGAAGCGAAAACGUGUUACCCCCAGCCUUCAAAAGGAAAUGAGCAUGGGGAUAAGUGAAGCCAAGACAAAUCAAAAGGCUGCAAAAGAUGCUAAGCAGAGGCUUAGUAGCAGUUUCCAUAAACGUAAGCAAACCAAGCCUGGGGAUUCUACAGACAGGUGGUCUACAGAAAGGUAUAAAAUGGCCGAGAAAAGUAUGUUCGAGGUCAUGAAAGCUGAAGGGGCUGUUUUUGAUAAUCCUAUUUGCCGGGCAGCAUUGCGAUUGGCUGCUCGGAAACGCAUCGGUGACACCGGACUGCUAGACCACCUACUAAAAGACAUUGACGGUCACGUUGCACCAGGGGGUUCUGAGCGGUUUCGACGUUGUUACAAUACUAAUGGGGUAAUGGAGUAUUGGCUGGAGAGUGCAGACUUAGUUAAGGCUGGGGGGGCAGAUUCAAAAAGGUUUUCGCCAUCUUUGAACAAAUCUGUUGGUGGCCCCUUCCAUGAUCCUGAUUGUGCUGGUGAAGUGAAGCUGCUUCAAGCUGAAGUGGCGAGAUUGAAGAGGGAUAUGCAGGAGCUGGUAUCCACAAACCGAGAGAAAAAUCAAGCCAAUUCAGUUGAGGAGAUGCACAACGAAUUGAUUAAAUUGGAAGCUAGUACCUCAAAACGUUUGAUGGAGAUUUCAACUUCAUUGAGUGGUAUGCAGGAAAUGUAUCGGGAUUUUGUACUGUGGAAAGAUAGAAUCGGGCAACAGGUAACAGAUAUUUCAACUACCGUGAACAGUCUUCAGGCAUCAAAUCAGCACACUUCUGUGGUUCCAACUUCUGAACGAUGGGAAGACUGGUUGGAGAGCACUAACUUAGAUAAUAUUCCCUGUUAUGAAUUUGCCUCUUGGGUAGAGAGCACUGAUCUGAUUAAUAUUGGGAGUGAAACUGAGCUGCAACAGCCUUGCUCAGCCCCCCAAGCAGGUUUGAAGCCUGUCGAUGGCCCCUCUCAAGACCUUGUUUGCAUUGGAGUGCCAAAGGCAUUCAAGGAAGAUAUGGCCUGGAAGAGGGAUGGGCUGGAGCUGGGACACCAAAGGAUUGAAGAAGACCAUGCUACUGUAACCCCAGAUUCUUCCAUUACUGCUAACUCGAAGAUAGAUCUUGAUACUUCAUGUCUUCUGUUUCAGGAAAUGCUUAAGGAGCUGGUGAAAUGGAAAGCUAACAUGGAACAACAGCUAGUGGAGAUUUCAAGUUCUGUUACUGCAAUGCAGGCUUCUAAGUAGUGAACUGCACUGCCUGUUUAGCUGUUUUAAUCAAAGGUUGAAAUGAUAGGAUAGGAUGUUGGUAAGUAUAAUUUGAGUUUUCUUAUAUGUGGUUAGUCAUCUUUAGACUAGUGGGAUUUAGGUUUCUGUACAGGUUUACAAAUCUGAAUCAUGAUAUCGUCCAUUUUGGAUCGGAUAUAAUGGCAGUAGGAUUUCUGACAUUUUGGCCAUCGGACGAUGAACUUGUUACCAGUGAAAUUAGUCGUUGAGGUGGUUGUGCUUUACCGGUCAUGGGCUAUGUCCAAAGCUGCAUAGCCUUCUAAUGAGCCUUGUAGAUCCUCUCUAGGAAUGUGCUUCUGAUACUAAAUCAUCACCUAUGAAUUCCUAUUUUGCAUACAUAUUUAUC
Molecule: messenger RNA, 2320 nt
Organism: Tripterygium wilfordii
Lineage: Eukaryota; Viridiplantae; Streptophyta; Magnoliopsida; Celastrales; Celastraceae
Product: protein AMEIOTIC 1 homolog
Exons: 11
Coding region: 1-1935 (644 amino acids)
Biological process (GO): meiotic sister chromatid cohesion; reciprocal meiotic recombination; meiotic cell cycle
Source: RefSeq, a predicted model, not a curated record